Molecule: messenger RNA, 3100 nt
Organism: Syngnathus typhle (broad-nosed pipefish)
Lineage: Eukaryota; Metazoa; Chordata; Actinopteri; Syngnathiformes; Syngnathidae
Product: tubby-related protein 1-like
Exons: 13
Coding region: 102-1616 (504 amino acids)
Biological process (GO): protein localization to cilium
Cellular component (GO): cilium
Molecular function (GO): actin filament binding
Source: RefSeq, a predicted model, not a curated record
CGCUGAGGCAAGGCCUGUUGUCGCUCUUUCGGUAUUUCAUCCGAGGAAACUCUUUUGUAUUAUCUAACGUCUACCGAGAAGCUGUCAGAGGUUGCCGCAACAUGUCUGCCGAAAAGAAGCCGAAGAAGAAGAAGGAGGAGGCCAACAGCACAAGCGAGGCCAAGCUGAACGGCAGCGAGACCAAGAUCAAGAAAAUCAAGAAAAAAAAGAAUGAGGAGGCUUCUGAGGAGAAUUGCGUCUUGCAAAAUGACAAAAAGGUGAAGAAGAAAAAGCUGGACAAGAAUAAGGAACCAGACAAAGAGACAAAAAAGAAAGCCAAAAGUGCCCCAAAGAAGAAGAAGAAAGCAGGAUCAGUCACAGACGACGACGACGAGGAGGAGGAGGAGGAAGACACCCCAAAAAAGAAAACCAAGAAGAAAACAGCCAAAGACAGCUCACCGUCCCCAAGUGCCACCAAAGAAAAAAAAUCCAAAUCAAAAGAAGACAAGGAUUGCGAUGGCAAGGAGAAGAAGCCAAAGUCAAAAGAGAAGGACAAAAAGAAGGAACCAGCAUCCUUGUUUCAGAUAAACAACGACAAAGACUCCAAGAGCAAAAAGAAAGCCGGCAAAUCGGAAAGUGACGACAGCGAGGAGGAGAUCAAGUCGACAAAGUCCAAAAAGAAGUCUGCUGCCGGCUCUACGACAUCUUUGUUCCAAACCUCAGGAGACAAAGACAAAGAAAAGAAGACGAAAAAGAAAGCAAAGGCAGAAGACAGUGAUGAUUCCGAGUCUGAAAAAGAAGAAAAGUCCAAAAAGAAGAAGGCCAAAGGCAAGAAGAAGAAGAAGGAGAGAGCGCCAUCACCUGAGAUUGAGUUUGACAACUUGGAAACGUUUGUGAUGGAUCCGGCGCCUCAAGGCGUGACCGUCAAAUGCAGAGUGACUCGAGACCAGCGGGGGAUGGAUAAGAGCAUGUAUCCUCUCUACUACCUUCAUCUUGACAAUGACAAGAAGACGUUUCUGUUGGCUGGCAGGAAGAGAAAGAAAAGCGCAACCUCCAAUUAUCUCAUCUCCAUUGACGCCACCGAUUUGUCAAGAGGUGGUGAUAACUUCAUAGGAAAGCUGAGGUCAAAUUUAAUGGGCACCAAGUUUACUGUCUUUGACAAUGCUUUGAAUCCAGAAAGAGCCCUUCCGGACUUGUCUAACGCACGACAGGAAUUAGCGGCCAUCAUCUACGAGACAAAUGUUUUGGGAAUGAAAGGGCCCAGAAGGAUGUCGGUCAUCAUUCCAGGCAUGGACAAAGACAAUGAGCGGGUGCCUCUCCGACCCAGAAACGACUAUGACGGCCUGUUGAUACGACACCAGAAUAGAAGGAUGGAGAAUUUGAUUCAUCUUCACAAUAAGACGCCUGUGUGGAACGAGGAAUCGUCAUCACAUGUGCUCAACUUCAACGGCAGGGUCACUCAGGCUUCCAUCAAAAACUUCCAGAUUGUCCACAGCAAAGAUUUGGACUACAUUGUGAUGCAGUUUGGCCGGAUAGCCGACGAUAUUUUCACACUGGACUACAAGUACCCCAUGUGCGCAGUGCAGGCCUUUGCCAUUGCGCUAUCGAGCUUCGAUGGGAAAAUCGCCUGUGAAUGAGUUCCAUUUGUUGCCCCGUGCGAUUUCAAACCAAGCCAGGCCUUCGUCAAAAUGGAUGCCCCCCCAAAAACUGAUAAUAAAAAAAAUCAACUGGAAUAUGUCGACUAGUACAAAUAUUCCCAUCCCGUAGGAAUCUGGAGCUACAGUGUAUAUAAAAAGUCUACACACCCCUGUUCUAAUGCCAGGAUAAUCCCACUAAAAGAUUAGAACUUAAUUGGAGGUGAAGAAGAGGCACUUCAAAAGUUGGUGGGUGACAUCCCAUUGACAAGAGGGUGUGCACACUUGUGCAAGCACAUUAGCUACAUUUUACUUCUCCUUUUGAAACUAUCCAAACUGUAAUCAAGGUUUGUUUAUAUUUCUUUCGAUUGUUUUUCUUCGACUUCCUUCCUUCUUUGGGUAUAGCUGUUGGUGUCUGACUGAACAAAGUAUUUUCUGGCAUUUCGACGUGACAGUCUUUCCCAAAUGGUGAGACAAGGCGCUUAUUUUAUAUCGGAAAACCUCCAAACAGCUUAAACUAACUACUCAAAAAUAGACUUAGUGUGAAAUCUGUUUCUGUCACGCUACAUCGCUCGUAUGGAAGAUGAAAGAAGCACUUUUUGUAAGAAUCUUCCUUUUAAAUGAAAUUGGCACAGUGAUUUGGAAUCACCACUCCAUGAAGAUGUUAUGUAAUAAAUCAAAUAAAUAUAACCAAAAUAAAGUAAGACCAAUCAAUGUCCUCCACUUGCGUCACAUGUACAGUUUUAUCAGUGUUGCCAUGACGAUAAUGACUUUAAAUGGGGAUGUGCACACCCAAACAAGGAGCACUCCUUCACUGGGGCCAUGCCCAGCAGGCUUUGUUGACGUGUUAGAUUUAGUAUAUGAAGUUUUACAGCUUUCUUUUGAGUAAAGCCGCCGGCUUCCAGUUGAUCUGACAGGUUGGAGUCGCCCCAAAGCUGUGCUUCCAAUGAAAAACCUGUUUGAGGUGACAGCUCUGAGAGAUAGAGGUGUGAAUUCUGCCUCAACCUGCUCAGGCAGUUGUCUAAACUCGCAAGUAAAAUGUAGGCUUAAAGCUGGCGCCUUUUCUGGAUGGACACUCGCAAAAGGACACUCACAACAAUUUUCCCUCUUUUAGAAGUUCAUCAGGUCAUCGAUACUUUUUUUUUUUUACUCUCCAGACUGUGAGCAAAUGAUUCCUUCAGAAAUGCUUUUGCCUAUCCAGGUGUAUCAUGGUCAGCCGAAAUCACAAACACCCUAAACUAGAGCUUGACAUUUAUGAUGCUUCUGUCUGUCAGCUACGUUGGGGGAAUCAGCCAGUCAAACAAAAUAGGGCCCAUUGAGUUGAAAUCAUUUCACUUCAAAACCAAAAUAAAUUCGAGGUUGCCUGUUGUUAUUAUUUUGCUUUUUAACAAGUAGCCUCUCAAUACACUUCUAUCUUUCCGCAUUAAAAUGAAUGGAAAUGCCCUUAAAGCGUUCAAUGCCCCAUAAAACGACAUAUCAUAUAAUCA